This is a messenger RNA of Lathyrus oleraceus (garden pea), 1077 nucleotides long. RefSeq names its product U11/U12 small nuclear ribonucleoprotein 31 kDa protein. The transcript has a single exon. Gene Ontology annotation, cellular component: U12-type spliceosomal complex. Gene Ontology annotation, biological process: mRNA splicing, via spliceosome. NCBI's taxonomy places the organism in Eukaryota, Viridiplantae, Streptophyta, Magnoliopsida, Fabales, Fabaceae. The coding region runs from base 1 to 1077 and encodes 358 amino acids. Gene Ontology annotation, molecular function: RNA binding. The record is from RefSeq and is a predicted model, not a curated record.
AUGGAUAGUACUGCUUAUAAAAAAAUAAGAAUGGAUAAAACCAUAUAUAAAACCAAUCCAAAAUAUCCGGAUCCAUGUCUAGAUCCGCUUGGAGUUUCGCUUCACUUCUCUAGGGUUUCUCAAACGCAUUAUAGAAUCUCUCCACUCUUAGAUUUCCUCUAUAGGUUAAAGAAGCAUCGGAGAACUAAUUCCGUCGCCGGAAACCGAACGCCGUUGCCGGAAACAAAAAACCUGAACCGAAAAAAAAUGUCAAGCAAGAAGAAACACAAACAAAAACACAGCGACAGCGAUGAAGACGACGACGUUUUCUACUACCGCUACUGCGCUUCGUCCUCAACCCCCAACACCACCACCGGAACCACAUCCAGUAAUCAACCCCAAUCAAAACCGAACAACAAAGGAUCAUCAAUAGGAGGAACAGGUGAACCCUUAGCACCAUCAAAAUCGACGCUAUACGUUUCUAAUCUAGAUUACUCCCUAACAAACUCCGAUCUCCAUACGCUCUUCUCUACUUUCGGCCGCAUCGCGCGUGUAACCGUUCGCAAAGACCGUCACACGCGCCUAAGCCGCGGUGUCGCGUUUGUCCAAUUCGUUUCUCGUAAUGACGCCCAACGCGCCGUGGCGGAGUUGAAUAAGAAGAUUCUCAAUGGAAGGACUCUAACUGCUUCUAUUGCUGCUGAUAAUGGACGUGCUCCGGAGUUUAUUCGGAAGCGCGUGUACAAUACUGAGACUGCUUUGUAUGAGUGUGGGGGGCAUGGUCAUUUGUCGUAUGAGUGUCCUAAGAAUCAGUUGGGGCAGAGGCCGCGGCCUCAGCAUAAGAAGCCGCGACAGGGAUUUAGUGGGCUGAGGGAUAGGGAUGGGGAGGAGGAAGGUGAUGAGGAGGAGGAGGAGGGUGGUCAGAUUGCUGCGGAGAAGUUUGACGAUAAUUGGGCUUCUGUUGUGGAUGAUGAAGCGGGUGAAAGGCUGCUGGGGAGAAACAUAAAUGAUGAUGAGGGUUUGGACAACAACAAGACGAAGAAGAAAGGGAAGAAAGCUGGGUAUUUCAGUGAUGAGAGUGAUCAUGAUGAUGAUGAUUGA